UGGAGGUUUAGGGCUUGCGGCGAGGAGGGAUGGGCAAGAAGAAGAAAUUCAUCGACAAGAAGAAAUCCGCCACAUUCGCGCUGCUCUACCGGGAAUCUGGCGAUGGCGAGGAGAUUGGGGGUGAGCGAGUGUACACGCGAGUGGACGGCAAUACCGCGAUCCGGUUGCCAGGUUUCGAGCAAGACGACGACGAUGAUUCCAGGUUUGCUGAUGCUGAGGAGGAAGAAGAAGAAGGGGAAUUGGAGGCGGCAGUGGCGAAGAUGGAGAUUACUCCGCAGGGAUUGCCGGAGCAUGUAAGGAGAGAGCUCGUGGAGAUGGGAUUUCCAGACGAUGGCUACAAUUACAUGAAACAUAUGAGGAGCAUUGGUGCUGGAGGCGGUAGCGUCUUUGUUCCCACGACCAGUGAGACGAGUAAUGUUCUUCCAGCCGAUUUUAAGGCUUAUGAUGCUUCCAAAGUUCCUGUCAAGGAAGCGGUUGCGGACGAAUCUGCCAGUAACACGAUCAAUCUCAGGCAGAUUCGAAGUGCGUUUGUCAAGGUGGGAGGCUUGGAUCCCGAAGUUGCUGCUGUUCUCGAGGAGAGUGAUUUCUCAGACGAUGAUGGGGACGAGUCCGAUGGUUUGCAAGACGAUUUUAUCCUCAUUGCAAACAAGGGGGUGGAGGAAGAGGCCAAAGCCGAAACUUCCAACAGGAAGGAUUUGCCACCCGUGAAAAGGUUCGAAGAAGAGGAAGGGGAAGAAGUUCGGUCUUUCGCAGCGAUGGCCAUCACCGACGAGCGAGCGAAUGGUAUUCUCGACGAGCAGUUUGAAGUGCUCACCUCGAAAGAAUACGACUGUGAUGUUGCGGACUUCGGGGACGACGAUCCGCGAGCCAGAGGCCAGGCCCACAUUUCGGAAUUCACGUCGAUCUUUGACGAGUUUCUUGCGGAAAAUCCGAGUUUCGUGAGCAAGCCAGUUCAACCGACAGUGAAGCAAGAGAGACUGGAAGAAGUGCUAGUGGUGCAAGAGUACGAGGAGUUUGGAAAGAGCAGUGAGUCUGCGGAGGAAGAGCUGGAAACAGUCUGGGUUGACGAAAGCGACGCUGACAAAAAGGCGAAAUGGGACUGUGAGACGAUCGUGUCUACACUGUCGAACCUCGACAAUCAUCCAUCGAGGAUCGGAGCUCCAGUCGGCAAACGGGUCGACUUCUCCUCGAUUCGCCAGGCGCAGCAGCAAGUGAUUCGCAUUGGCGGCAAGCAAAAGUUGCCACUGGAUUUCGUGACGCCAAAGACGAGCGAAGUGUUGAGCGAGCGGAAGAAAGAGUCGGAGCCACACAAGAAAACCGCUCCGCUGCGACAAAAGGGAGAGAGCAAAGAGGAACACAAAGCUCGAAAGGUGAGUUUGAUAUUUUCUUUGGAACUUAGUUCUCAGUUGCUGCUUUGGUUUUGGCAGAGCGCAGUGAAAGACGAACGACGAGCUGCGAGGAUGGCCAAAAAGGAGCUCAAAACUCGAUUCAAAAUUGAGUCACAGAGAGCACAGUCUGGGGCCGCAGUAGCAGCACCACCAACAAUUCACCUCUAGGUAGCUUAUUCUCGUUCGAAUUCCAUGACAAAAUCGACCAUAUGCUCCACUUUUCUUCUUCGCUUUUUUCUUACAGGAUCGGCUCUUUUCUAUACUCCCUGAGAAUGACAGGGACGCUCGUCGGUGGAACCUGCACAACCGGAAAACUCAGUCACUCAAACUUCUGUUUUCAAUGAUGCAACUCACCAUCCCGUGCUCGGUGAUGAUCAUCGAGACGUAGUCGGCAGGAGUUGCGUCAUACCUGGAAGUAACGCAAUAUGAAGAAAGGGAGAAACGAAUCUCAUUUGCGCA
Messenger RNA from Selaginella moellendorffii, 1847 nucleotides. RefSeq names its product protein LTV1 homolog. The coding region runs from base 30 to 1556 and encodes 508 amino acids. The transcript is spliced from 3 exons. Gene Ontology annotation, biological process: ribosomal small subunit export from nucleus; ribosomal small subunit biogenesis. The record is from RefSeq and is a predicted model, not a curated record. Gene Ontology annotation, cellular component: nucleus; preribosome, small subunit precursor; cytosol. Lineage: Eukaryota; Viridiplantae; Streptophyta; Lycopodiopsida; Selaginellales; Selaginellaceae.